Molecule: messenger RNA, 570 nt
Organism: Nannizzia gypsea CBS 118893
Lineage: Eukaryota; Fungi; Ascomycota; Eurotiomycetes; Onygenales; Arthrodermataceae
Exons: 2
Coding region: 1-570 (189 amino acids)
Source: RefSeq, a predicted model, not a curated record
AUGAAGCAAGCCAAGUCAGGAACAUUUAUAUUCGAUCUACAUACAGCAGCGGAAACUGACCAGUUAAGUCGUACUUUUUCGGGGCCGCCCCAAUCACCCCUUAACUACUCCGUAAUUGGCUUGACACUGGCGGCCGAGGGUGUUACGAAUACCAUCAUAGCCCACGCAGCUGCUAAGCUGGGCUUCAACACCUCGCCCCCAGAGGCCGUAGGGCUAGCACAGAACAAAUUUGCAACUCGUCAGCUUGACAACAACGUCUUCUGCCGAAUGGUCCGCUCUCCAGAUGAGCUAGAAAGGAUGCUCUCAGAAGACGGACCACAUAUCCACUAUCCUCUGAUCGUGAAGCCUUCCUCAUCUGAGGGUGUCUGGGAAGUGGCCAACGAGCAGGAGCUGCGUGAAAAAGUGCCUCUGCUAUGGCGCGAUGCCUUCACCUCGUGGCACGGCCACGACGUUGUCAUCGAGACGUACGUUGAUGGCCCAGAGGUCGACGCGAACAUGGUCCUGAUAGAUGGCAAGAUAGUCUUCGUCGAGGUCAAUGACGACUUCCCUGGUGAACGCCUUGGCCGAUAA